UAUCCUUUGCAGUACCAGCAAAUCCACGCCGAAUUGACGGCCGCUGACUGCCGGGAACUGGGAUUCAUUAAGGCCCAGUUAAUGUGUUCUAGUUGUGACAAACUAGAUGAUUAUGGACUGGACACCAUCAAACCCCAUUGCAAGCAAUGCUGCACUUUAGAUCAACAGCCGGCGGCCCAGCGAACAUAUGCCAAGGCCAUUUUGGAGGUUUGCACCUGCAAAUUCCGGGCCUAUCCCCAGAUUCAGGCCUUUAUCCAAAGCGGCCGGCCCGCCAAGUUCCCCAAUUUGCAGAUCAAAUACGUAAGGGGCCUGGAUCCCGUGGUCAAGCUUCUAGAUGCCAGUGGUAAAGUUCAGGAGACCCUCUCCAUCACCAAAUGGAACACGGACACCGUAGAGGAGUUCUUCGAAACGCAUCUGGCCAAGGAUGGUGCCGGCAAGAGUUCUUACAGCGUGGUCGAGGAUGCCGACGGAGACGACGAAGAGGAUUAUCUGCGCACCAAUAGGAUCUGAAAUUAUCAUUCCCAAACAGUAGAUUAAUAAAUUCAAUUCAGUAGAAGUUAUAAAACUC
Messenger RNA from Drosophila takahashii, 568 nucleotides. Its product is annotated as selenoprotein F. Gene Ontology annotation, cellular component: endoplasmic reticulum lumen. Lineage: Eukaryota; Metazoa; Arthropoda; Insecta; Diptera; Drosophilidae. Gene Ontology annotation, molecular function: oxidoreductase activity. The record is from RefSeq and is a predicted model, not a curated record.